Messenger RNA from Mercurialis annua (annual mercury), 1185 nucleotides. RefSeq lists its product as uncharacterized. The record is from RefSeq and is a predicted model, not a curated record. The coding region runs from base 1 to 1185 and encodes 394 amino acids. NCBI's taxonomy places the organism in Eukaryota, Viridiplantae, Streptophyta, Magnoliopsida, Malpighiales, Euphorbiaceae. The transcript is spliced from 2 exons.
AUGUCAAGUAGUGGUUUUGACAAAACUUCAACAAGUAAAUCAAGAAAUACAAACAUAUUGAAUUUUUUCAAGCCUAGAAAUCUUGAUUCGAGUACCCCUUCAUCUUCUGAGGCGACUAGUAUUCCACUAAAGAGAAGUCGUGUAGAAUUUAAUCCCAAUGAACUUAUUGUUGAUCCUGGACUACGACUGUGUAUUAAUGAUUAUGAUGUGGGAAUUAGAGAUCAAGUUAGAAGAGAAUAUUUGUUAAAGGGUCGGUGUCAACCAUAUGGUCAUAAUUUUUCAAAAAAAAAACAAGCGACAGAAAUGAGAAGCUUUUUAGAGGCAUGGUUCAAAAAGUUUCCUUGGUUGGAGUAUAGUGUAGAGAAAGAUGCUGCAUUUUGUUUGUAUUGUUACCUGUUUGCAAGUCCAGGUUCAAAGAGUCAUGACGCUUUUACAAGGAAAGGAUUUAACAAUUGGAAAAAGGCAACGGAAAAUUUUAAUGACCAUGUUGGUGCAGUAAGCAGUGUUCAUAAUGACGCAAGACGUCACUGUGAGGUUUUUCAGAAUCAACGUCAAAGCAUUUCCUAUGUUUUGACUACUCAAGGUCGUGAAACAGAAAAUGCUUACCGAACUCGUUUGACAGCAGUGUUAGAAGUUGUUCGCAUUCUUCUUUGGCAAGGUUUAGCAUUUCGUGGUCAUGAUGAGACUCUUGACUCUUUACAAAGGGGGAAUUUUCUUGAGAUAGUGUCAUGGUAUGCCAAGAUGGAUGAAAAAGUUAGGAAUGUCAUAGGUGGUAAUGCUCCUGGGAAUAACCAAAUGACAUCUCCCAAAAUUCAAAAAGAAUUAGUUAGUUCUUGUGCCUCACAAGUAACAUUAGCUAUUCUUAGUGAACUUGGAGAUAGAAAAUUCUCCUUACUAGUGGACGAGGCUCGGGAUUGUUCUGUUAAAGAACAAAUGGCAGUUAUGUUAAGGUUUGUGAAUAAGAAGGGUGAAAUAAUCGAAAGGUUUCUUGCCAUUGAGCAUGUUAGUGACACUUCAUCACGUUCUUUAAAAGCGGUUGUGGAUAUGUUAUUUGCUCGACAUAAUUUAUCUAUUUCUAGAUUGCGAGGUCAAGCAUAUGAUGGAGCAUCCAACAUGAGGGGAGAGUUUAAUGGGCUGAAGGCACUUAUUCAACGAGAAAAUCCUUUUGCUUUCUAUGUCCAUUAA